AUGAAUAAAGCUAACACACUCCACAAUAACACAAUCAUAAAAAUUACCUUGUUCUCUGAAGUGAGUGUUGGGAUCUCAGCUAACAGCAUCCUUUUUCUCUUCCACCUCUGAGUGUUCUUUGGUGGGCACAGACCUAAGCCCAUUGAUCUCUCCAUUGAUUUCUUGUCCCUAACCCAAUUAAUGAUGCUUAUAACUAUGAGCCUCAUAGCCACCGACAUGUUUGUAUCUCGGGGGAGGUGGGAUUCCACCACAUGCCAAUUCUUUAUUUAUUUGCACAGGUUUUUGAGGGGACUCUCCCUUUGUGCUACAUGCCUGCUGAGUGUCCUUUGGGCCAUCACCCUCAGCCCCAGAAGCUCUUGUUUAGUGAAGUUCAAACAUAAAUCUCCCUAUCACAUCUCAUGUGUCCUUAUUGUCCUAUGUAUCAUCUAUAUGUUUUUUAGCAGUCAUCUCUUAAUAUCAAUUACUGCCGCCCCCAAUUUGACCUCAGGUCAUUUUAUGUAUGUCACUCGGUCUUGUUCACUUCUUCCCAUGAGCUACUUUACACGAAGCACAUUUUCUACACUGCUGGCCUUCAGGGAAGCCUUCCUGAUCAGUCUCAUGGCACUCUCCAGUGGGUAUAUGAUGACCCUCCUGUGCAGGCACAAGAAGCAGUCCCAGCAUCUUCACAACACCAGCCUUUCUCCAAAAGCAUCUCCAGAGGAAAGGGCCACCUGGACCAUCCUGAUGCUCAUGAGCUUCUUUGUGAUUUUCUACAUUUUGGACUCUGUUAUCUUCCACUCAAGAAUGAGGUUCAAGGACACAAUAUUCUACUGUAUCCAGAUUCUCGUGUCACAUAGCUAUGCCACAGUCAGUCCCUUUGUGUUAAUUAGUACUGAAAAGCGUCUAAUUAAGUUUUUGAGAUCAAUGUGUGGGAGAACAGUAAAUAUUUGA
Molecule: messenger RNA, 930 nt
Organism: Peromyscus eremicus (cactus mouse)
Lineage: Eukaryota; Metazoa; Chordata; Mammalia; Rodentia; Cricetidae
Product: vomeronasal type-1 receptor 44-like
Biological process (GO): G protein-coupled receptor signaling pathway
Cellular component (GO): membrane
Molecular function (GO): pheromone receptor activity
Source: RefSeq, a predicted model, not a curated record